Molecule: messenger RNA, 1281 nt
Organism: Plasmodium inui San Antonio 1
Lineage: Eukaryota; Apicomplexa; Aconoidasida; Haemosporida; Plasmodiidae
Exons: 1
Coding region: 1-1281 (426 amino acids)
Source: RefSeq, a predicted model, not a curated record
AUGAAGGAACAGGUAAGGGUGCAUGGGAUCAAAUCGGAGGGGGAGGGCGACCGGAUCCAUUGGGGACAAGUCAUAGAUGGGGUAAUCUAUGGCAUGAUAAAGGAGGCACCUCGAGGGACUGACUUCGGGGACGGUGACAAGGAGAUGAGAGUAUUCACACAGGAGGAAUGGGGGGGUCUACUUAGGAAUAUGAAGGAAUACGACUGCGAUUCGAAUAAUUAUGGGCAGGAGUUAUUAAGGGUUAUUUCCUGCAUAGUACUGAAGAUAGUAGGAGCUGAAUCAGGAACGGAGAAAGAGCAACAACAGCUCAAGUCAUGGUGUCAGGACGUGUAUGAAAAGUUAGGGUAUGAAGGAAUGCGAUUAAGAAAAAGGGAGGACGGGUUAGGAUUCAAACUGGAAGGGGCCAAGGGAACGUGUCAGGGUAGUACCGGCUACGGGAACUGUCAGGAGGAGUCUUUAAGACUCUUAUGGAGCGUCAUGAGUUCUCUUGGGCGAUUGUGUCAGGGAUGUGGAUUAAGGGGAGUGGAGGAAUGGUUAGGUAGAGGCGUAAAGGGCACAAGGAAAGACUUCCUAUAUUGUGAGUUCCCCAGCCAGGGUUCAUUAAGGUGCACUGAGGAUUCCGAAAAUAGUAGCGACAAGGUGAAGAUUAAUGUAUACAGUCGAAUCAGCCCAGCCGCCCUCUCCCCCACCUCCAAAACCCAAGAAGGAGAACCCCUAAAGAGUCCAAUGCCGAGCCAGGACCCUCGUCCUUCCACAGCUGAACACCCCCAGGAACAACAGCCAGGGAGGCGGGAUGGGUUCACUGGCAAAGAGCAAAACGGGGCCUCUCCACCACAGCACAAAGCGCCAGGAGCAGGAACUGAUGGACACACCACAGAAACAGGUUCUCCGGACGAUCUCACCGCGAGAAAUGAUACAGACGGCGGGAGGAAGGGCCCGAUGGGGGAGGAGGAUACAGCUCCAGUGUCUACCACAACGGGAGCAGCUCCCGCCACAGGUCCCCAGGCGACAGAGAGGAACUCCCAUGCGGCCACUGAUGUGUCUGCAAAAUCCAUAACCCAGAAAACAAGAGAGGGGCCCUUAGUUAAUACCAAAGAUGGGGGGCAAGUGGAGGGGGGGGGAUAUGGAGGAGUAAUAGGGGGGGUUACCAGCAUCAUAGUUUUAGGCACAAUAGCCGUCUAUGGAUAUUGGAGAAUAUUUGGAAGGCGUCGGAGGGCUAGAAGCACAAAUUGGAACACACGUGGGACGGAUCAUAUAGCCUAUAUGCCACAGGAGCAUUAG